Messenger RNA from Amoebophrya sp. A120, 2322 nucleotides. The record is from the annotation of a GenBank genome assembly. NCBI's taxonomy places the organism in Eukaryota, Dinophyceae, Syndiniales, Amoebophryaceae.
ACCCAAAAGAUAAAGAACGCAUAAGGAGAGAAUCAACCCCAUGUCCGCAGCCCGCCGCUCUCCCAGUCCACCGGCGCGGCGGAUGCAGUCCUUUGAUUUGGAAAACGACAUGAACCGGCAGGACGGCAUGCACUUACCCCCAACGAAAUCGCCGGUUUUAUCCCGCCUAUCCACGACUUCCAACCUGCUUCUCUCGGAACGCGAGCGAUCGCCCAAACGGUCCCUGAUUGAAUCGCCCCGGAUUGCCGGCCCGAUUGACAAGGCGGACACGGGUAUGAGCUGUUGUUCAACACUGCAAUGUAGUCGAACUGGGUUUGGGGGGAUUUUUAAUACGUUAGUAUACUUGUAGAUCUACUACGUAGAAGUUCAUGCCAGUCGUGCAUGUGAGCGCUCCAUUUGUUUGCAAACAAAUCGCGGCCCGCGCAGCGAAGCGAGCAUGGGAAGCUUUUUCGCUCUUCUUACCUCAUCCUGAGCCCGGCAUAAGAAGCCAUGUUCUGCACGAGCCGGAGCCGACGGCAUGUUUUCGUGUGAGACGUGAAUCCUGUAGUUGUGAAUGUGAUUGUUGCGAAAAGUAGACGAAGCACAUAGAGCAACUAAAACUAUGCAUGAUGCUUCCUCCAGACCCAGUCAGCUUGUGUUUUUUUUUGCAGCUCAUAACAACCCGGAUUCUGGAGUUAAAAAACGAAGAAUUGGAGAAGAAAGACAAGGAGUUACAGCGUUUGCAGCACCUUUUAUCCGAGAAAGACACGAUCCUGGCGGGCAAUGAGCAGAAAAUUCGCGAACUGGCGUUAUCGCAUCUGGGUCAGCAGGACAGCGACAGUCUGCGAUUAACGCGGCACUUUCCGGAAAUGGACCCGUUUGGCGCCGGAAAACGGCAGUUGCCGACGGUGGCGGCCAUCGAGCAGGCGGCCCACAACCACCUGCGCUUCAAGGACAAAGCCCAGGACGAACAGGUUUUAAAGUUCGUCUGCAGGCUGUACCUGGAAGGGCUGACCAAAGUGCAGGCCGGGGAGUGGAAGCGGUGUCUGCAGAUCUGCGAGCACCUGCAACGGAACCUGGCGAAAACGUACGCGUCCAACAACUGGACGGUCACACUGGGCUGGUAUUCUUACAGCGUGUCAAAUGCGGACAAGCUAUCCUGUGCAAAAGCAUCAUGCUCGUACUAGUCGCAGCCAUGCAAGACAAAUAUCUUUUUCAAGCUAAAUCAGCAUGACAAGUUCCAUUUGUCGCACCGAGCUAAUUUGUAGGGCAAUACUACGAGUGCGAUACUUUUGAAAAGUACACAAGUACCUGCUCAUUGAUUGCGACACCCACCUGGGGACGGCGUUUCCCCGGAUCUUUGUGCUCCGCGGAACCGGGGACGUGGUGUUUCCGAAAUCCCCAAGGCUGUCCCCGAGGAUGAGCGGUACCGGGACUGUUACUGUCGGUGCUCCGUCGUAGCAGGACGUUUUUGCUGUACUGAGGUCGUGCGAGUAUUGAAAUGGAAAUUCAAAUAAAGCAGCGGCGCAAUUCAUCUCGAGCAGCGGAUCGCUCGGCAAAGCAGGAUCUUCUUGAGCAGACACAGACGAGGAAACUUUAACUUUACAUACUGUACUCAUUCCAGCAGGGUAGUUCUUUCUAAAUGCUAGAGCUUAGGGGCAUAGUCUAUCAUGGCUGGACAGCACUACUAGGGGUAUCUAACCUCUUCAGAUGACAAAUAAGCACGUGAAGACUAUUCAAACGCGACGACUACUUGCCGUACUACGUACAACUACUACUUCUUACUUACGCGACCCCGGACACAAAAGGCGAGGUAUAUGAAUUCUUGUGCACUAGUUUUCUUGUGCAAUCGAAAGUUUGAAAAUGAAAUAGAGAAAGACAAACUUAUGUGGACUACCUGGUCCUGGACCGCAAUUCUCAACUGCAAGCUGCUGAAACAGGCGUAUACUAGCGACACUCAGCCUGGACAUGCUCAGUUAUGAAAAAAAAAUGCGAACAGCAUAAACAACAAGUCAACCAGGAAUGUUUAGGUCUUCCGCGUUGUAUGUAGUGAGGUCACGAACGUUCUAUCCUAGCUGUUUUUUUGACACCUCACCUUCAAAACGAUCGGCAGUUUUCAAGCGGGCGGAAGUGUUUUUGGACAUAAAAGGUUUUCAAUUAUCAAGCGUCCGGGGCUUUAGCGGCAAAAUAGCCCGAGCGGAUUCUAUCGAUUCCCGCUUGAUAAAACGACGCAGGGGAGCCGGCAAAAGGGGCGCCCUUCUGAGGCGCCCACCGCCUUGGUUUCUGACGGUUUGGGGCGCCCAAAAGGGGGCGGCCAAAAAGCAGCAGUCCGAACAAAACAGC